AUGAUUGACGAAUGUUCAAGUUUAGAUGUUAGUUUCGUUGACGACGAGGCUUUGCCCCCGGGCUUAGUCUUCACUGAUGUCCAGUUAAAGAAAUGGCGCAUCGGAAAACCUAUUGGCAGGGGAAGCUUUGGUCGCAUUUAUCUGGCAUCGGAUGAUGUGGAAAAAGAAGUGACAAAACAAAAUGCAAGGUAUGUGGUGAAGAUAGAACCCCAUACAAAUGGACCUCUGUUUGUUGAAGUACAUUGCCUUAUAAGAACAGCGCAAGUUUCUAAAGUGAAAGCAUGGCGUCAGCAAAAUAAGCUAAAAAGAAUUGGAAUGCCAAUAUAUAUUGCAAGUGGAUCGAUUAUGGAUGAAAACACUGGUACAAAGUAUCGUUUUUUAGUUCUUCCGAGGAACAAUCUUGGAAAAUUUGGCAACUUCAUGGGUUCAGCAAGACAAUUCACAUGGGCUGAAAUCUUAGCUGGUAACCCUGAAGAUAUAAUUAGAAAAGAGAGAAACCCUGUGACUACAGAUGAGGAUGAUGAUGAUGAUGACACUACAUGCAAGUAUAGAAUCAGAAAGCUAUCAAAUGCAUCAAACGAAAGUAGCAAUGAAACAAAUAUUCAGUCUCCAUUAAUGCAAAAGGACUACUUACAAAAGCUAAAUCCAACAUAUGCCAUGAAAGAGGUUUUAGCCAAUUUUAAAAAGAAGCUUGCAGGUAAAGUAUUAAAAGAAUCGGAGGAAGUCCCAGUCGGCUUAGAAGGUUACACCCCAGCAAUGAUAAGGUUACACAAAAUAAAAGAAAAAAGAGAAGCAAAAGAAAAACAAGAUGCCAUGAAGCAAAGUUUGGAGAAUAGAGAUUUAGUCCGGCAAACAAGAUGUACCAGGUCAAUGGCAACUAAAAUUGAGAAGGAGAAGAUACCAAAUACAAGAAGGACGAGAAAGAAUGCAGUUGUUGAACUUAACGAGAAGACUUCAGACACCUCUUCUAAUAAUAGUUUGGCUAUACCAAAAUCCAAUGAUGAAAUUACAUCUCGGUCAACAAGAAGUGUUACAAGUAAAAAAGAAGUGAAAAUUAAAAGUCCUAAGAAGACAACUAAACCUAGAACAAGAAAUACAACAGUGGUAUUAAACCGAAGAAGGUUAAGGAGUAGUAAACGUAAGAAACAA
Molecule: messenger RNA, 1149 nt
Organism: Iphiclides podalirius (scarce swallowtail)
Lineage: Eukaryota; Metazoa; Arthropoda; Insecta; Lepidoptera; Papilionidae
Source: the annotation of a GenBank genome assembly